Physcomitrium patens is the source of this 2077-nucleotide messenger RNA. RefSeq names its product ubiquinol oxidase 2, mitochondrial. The record is from RefSeq and is a predicted model, not a curated record. Gene Ontology annotation, biological process: alternative respiration. Lineage: Eukaryota; Viridiplantae; Streptophyta; Bryopsida; Funariales; Funariaceae. Gene Ontology annotation, molecular function: alternative oxidase activity. Gene Ontology annotation, cellular component: mitochondrion.
AUUCAAGCAGUUGGAAUUUCAUUAUUAAUGCGAAUGUAUGCCUGUUUCGCCAUGAAUUCCACACCGUGACCUAGUUGGUUUUAGUUCCAUUGGAUCUCUUCUACUACUUCUUCUUCUGCUGCUUACUCUGCCAUAUCUUGCUUGAUUUUUCAGUUUAUCACGAGGUUUUCUUCAUUGAGUUUCAGGAUUUUGUGGACCAGUUGACUAUUGGUUAUUCUGAGAUUUCGACCGCAAUUGGAGGUUUUCGUUUCAGUGAGCUGGGGAAUAUGUGUGUUUAACUGGCACAGGUGAGGACAUAGUGUUGCGGUUUCGGAUGCGAUGUUGGGAAGGGUAGGAUCAGUGUUUGUUCGCGAAGCGAGGCGUCAGCUGGCGUCGCGCCAUGGGAUCGAACGAGCAUACCAUGUUUCUUCGAGCACGCUUGCUCCAAUGUUUUUCGUGAGGCCCACAGUCAUGGAAAUGCCCACUCGGUCGAUGCAACACCUGGUUUCAUGGAGCCGUCCCGUUCACAGUGACUUACCCCGGGCAUACUCACCUUUCGCGCAUCACAUGAGCACGGCGGCUGCUGAGCCGGCAGAGGAGGAGGACGCUACACCGGCGAAGGACAGGAAGCUCGCCACUGUCAAAUCGGGAUCGGAGGAAAAAUUCGUAAAGGCCACGGAUAUCUCCAGUUAUUGGGGUGUGGUGCCAAAAGUCCAACACAAGGAGGACGGGACUCCUUGGAAAUGGACGUGCUUCACGCCGCACGAGACGUACUAUCCCGAUGUCACCAUCGAUUUAGAGAAGACCCACGCUCGCAAGACGUAUACGGAUUCCAUUGCUUACUGGCUGGUGAAGUCGUUACGUGUACCUUCGGAUAUGUUCUUUAAGAAGCGGUAUGAUGUUCGUGCAAUGAUGCUGGAGACCGUGGCGGCUGUUCCUGGAAUGGUCGGCGGAAUGCUGCUCCAUUGCAAAUCAUUGCGUAAAUUUCAGAACAGCGGGGGCUGGAUUAAGGCCCUUCUCGAGGAAGCUGAAAACGAACGAAUGCACUUGAUGACCUUCAUGGAAGUGGCGCAGCCCAAAUGGUGGGAGCGCGCGCUCGUGUUUGCAGUGCAAGGUGUUUUCUUCAACGCGUACUUUCUUCUUUACCUUGUGUCUCCAAAGAUCGCUCACCGGAUCACGGGUUACCUGGAAGAGGAAGCCGUUUACUCCUACACGCAAUUCCUCAAAAUGAUUGACGAAGGCCACUUCCAGAAUGGUCCAGCACCCUCGAUCGCCAUCGACUACUGGCGGCUUCCAAAGGAUGCCACCAUACGUGACGUGGUGAUGGUGGUUCGUGCAGACGAAGCUCAUCAUCGUGACGUUAACCAUUUCGCCGCCGAUAUUCUUGACCGAGGUAAGGAGCUGCGGGAAUCGCCUGCUCCCGUCGGGUACCACUAGCGCAUUGCUAGUUCAGCACUUGUGUACAUAUUCAUUCCUUCAUCACGGCUUCCGAACUUACGAUAACUUAAUGACCGAAGUUCUAUACUAGUGGUAACCCAGGAAUUAGGAACCGUAGAACUUUUUAAGGCCAAAAAAGUUGGUAGACGCAUCAAUCCGAUGCCGAACUACAACCACUCGAAGUGGGUUCCAGAAAAAACUGGAACGACUACGCUGCGCUAUCGCCACCGUUCGUUGCUAGACUCAUUUAUAAUAAUAAAAUAGAAGAAUGAAGAACAGCUCUGGGUGGGGCUCACCAGACCUGGUCUGCAAAUUUACACAAUUCUGAGGCACUUUUCACAUGUUCUGACGCAAUUGGAAUGAGAUGGGGAUGGUUUCGCAUCGGUAGCUGUGUAGGAUUUACCUUGGUUGCUUCGAGAUUCCGAAAGCAAGUAGCCGGCCAUCUGCAUACCUCGGACUCCUGUACAACAUUCGUGUAGGCCGUUUCGCCUCCACAGGAGUAGAUAGAUUCAUUCUACGAAAUGCUGUUUUCAAGGUCCGUUACUUCUCCGCUCACUUGUGGCCGGAUUUGUAUCGAACCAUUUGGUAGCGGAAUGCUGAUUUUCGAGAAGUCAUAAAUGUUAACAUUCUGAGAAGAAUUCAUGUUAUGCUUCAUUUUUGA